AUGGAGGGAUCCGCCGCCAAAGGUGUGGAAUUGAACGAUUGUGAUGCCGACAAUCGAAAAAGCAGCAUCGUGAGCAGGAUUUACGUCACGGGAUACAACACUUCGCUUUCUGGCCAUGAUUUCGUUCUCUCUAUGAGAGCAAUUUUCGAUUCAUGUGGAGAGGUGAUGCAUGUUUAUAUUCCCGGAUACGCUAGACGCAGAAAACUCAACAGAUUUGCCUUGAUUUAUCUUCGGGGAGAAGGUGCACAAGAGAAGCGUUGA
Microthlaspi erraticum is the source of this 261-nucleotide messenger RNA. The record is from the annotation of a GenBank genome assembly. Lineage: Eukaryota; Viridiplantae; Streptophyta; Magnoliopsida; Brassicales; Brassicaceae.